This is a messenger RNA of Nymphaea colorata (pocket water lily), 1070 nucleotides long. RefSeq names its product V-type proton ATPase subunit c''2. Gene Ontology annotation, molecular function: proton-transporting ATPase activity, rotational mechanism. NCBI's taxonomy places the organism in Eukaryota, Viridiplantae, Streptophyta, Magnoliopsida, Nymphaeales, Nymphaeaceae. Gene Ontology annotation, cellular component: proton-transporting V-type ATPase, V0 domain. The transcript has 5 exons. The record is from RefSeq and is a predicted model, not a curated record. Bases 217 to 762 code for a protein of 181 amino acids. Gene Ontology annotation, biological process: proton transmembrane transport.
GGAUCUUUUCGGGUUAGGACUAGAUGAACCCGCACCUGGAAAAUAGAAUAGUGGCGCAAAGAGGGAGAGAGAGAGAGAAGAGAGAGAGGGAGCGCGCCUGGUAAACAUUUACAUUCCAGCGUUCGUGUUGUUUGUGAGUGGUGGAAGGUGGCCAUCUGGGAAUUGGGGGGUUGGGGAUAAGUAUUAGGGAUCCCUCUUGUCUACUCCGACGAUCCAAUGUCUUCUUCGGCCGCGAUGGCUGUCGAUUCGAGUUCGUGGUCGAGCGCUCUUGUGAAGAUCUCUCCCUACACGUUCUCCGCCAUCGGCAUCGCCGUCGCUAUUGGCGUCUCUGUACUCGGUGCCGCCUGGGGAAUUUACAUCACCGGCAGCAGUCUGAUCGGAGCCGCCAUCAAAGCUCCCCGGAUCACUUCCAAAAAUCUAAUUAGUGUAAUUUUUUGUGAAGCUGUCGCCAUUUAUGGUGUUAUAGUGGCAAUCAUUCUCCAAACAAAACUAGAGAGCGUCCCACCAUCAAAAGUAUAUUCCCCUGAUUCACUCAGAGCCGGAUAUGCCAUCUUUGCAUCUGGAAUCAUUGUUGGUUUUGCCAACUUGGUUUGUGGGGUCUGCGUGGGAAUAAUCGGCAGCAGUUGUGCACUGGCUGAUGCUCAAAAUUCAUCACUAUUUGUGAAGAUAUUGGUGAUUGAAAUCUUUGGUAGUGCUCUUGGGUUGUUUGGAGUUAUUGUGGGCAUAAUCAUGUCAGCUCAGGCAGUAUUUGCCCCAAAGUAAUAAAACGUAUACAGGUUUUGAAGCAGACUUGAACCAUAGGAGCAGGGUUUCAGCCUUUUUAUAGCACCAUAGCUGAAGGCGUGUUUUGGGGAUAAGAUAUGAAGUGCAUGGGGAUGCACACAAGAAAAUGAUAUACAUUCCGAUUAUUUGUAGGCCUAAGCAAUGAAUCAGUGCAUGUCCAUAGGCCUUGUGCUCUCUCUCUCUCUCUCUCACACACACACAUCUUCAUUAUCAUUAUCUUCUUAACAUUCACUCAGACUUAGGACUCACUUUUUAUGAUAUAAUAAUUUUUGAAUGUUCAGAGACAA